UAGCUUUGAGAAUGAGAGCAACAAUGGCAGUGUUUGAGUGCAUUAAGAGAAUGAUUUAUAUGUGUAUAUUGGUUCUCUUCCUGUUCGGCUUCAUUGCCGAAACACGAACUGCCCCAACAACAGUCGAUGACGACCCCGAGGAAGUUGCUUCCAUGGUCUCCUUGAGCAUCGAAAAAAAGCUCAGGCAACUCCAGGGAUCAUCCUCAUUAUCAUGUGCUACCGGGAAUUCCAUCGACGACUGUUGGCGAUGUGACUCCAAUUGGUACAACAAUCGGAAACGCCUCGCGGAUUGCGCUAUUGGUUUCGGCAGGAACACAAUUGGAGGCCGCGACGGGCGCUUCUACAUCGUCACUGACUCUAGUGACGACGAUGCCGUCAACCUUAAAGUCGGGACCCUUCGCCACGCUGUUAUACAAUCCGAGCCUCUAUGGAUUGUGUUCCAGCGUGACAUGGUGAUCCAGCUCAAGCAGGAGCUUAUCAUGAACAGCUAUAAAACCAUUGACGGCCGCGGAGCCAAUGUUCACAUUGCAAAUGAAGCAUGCAUUACAAUCCAAAACGUCACGAACAUCAUAAUACAUGGCCUCCACAUCCAUGACUGCAAGCCUACGGGGAAUGCCAUGGUGAGGAGCUCACCGUCACACUUUGGUUGGAGAGGAAUGGCAGACGGUGAUGCUGUGUCGAUUUUCGGCUCCAGCAACGUGUGGAUUGAUCACAACUCACUCACCAACUGCGCCGACGGCCUCGUGGAUGUUGUCAUGGCCUCAACUGCAGUUACAAUCUCUAACAAUUACUUCUCGCACCAUAAUGAUGUCAUGUUGUUUGGUCACAGCGACUCUUAUACUGGAGACAAGGACAUGCAAGUGACGGUUGCUUACAACCACUUUGGGGAAGGACUGAUGCAAAGGUUGCCGCAUUGUAGGCACGGUUAUUGUCAUGUGGUGAACAAUGACUACAGCCACGGUUGGGGGAUAUACGCCAUCGGUGGAGGUGCAAACCCUACCAUCAACAGUGAAGGCAACCGAUUUGUUGCUGAUCUGAAAAGGUACCCGGAUUCGAGUGAGGUUACCAAGAGGACUUCGGGGGACAAGUUGGAGUGGAAGAACUGGAAUUGGAUUUCUCAGGGAGAUUUGUUCUUGAAUGGUGCCUACUUUGUUCCGUCUGGAGCAACCGGAGCUAACUCGGAGGCCUAUGCUAAGGCCUCGAGCUAUGCAAAAGCUAAGAAAUCUUCCAUGGUUGGAGCCAUAACUUCUGCUGCUGGUGCACUCACCUGCCGCAAAGACCAUAUGUGCACUAGUAACUAGCUAAUACCUCACACUAAAUGUUGCUUCUUUUCUUCUUUCUUUGUUAGGUCAGGUCAUGUGUUCAAUAGUUUUAGUUCUGAACUAGUAUUAGGAGCAGAUCAAUAGAGCCUAAAAUGAUAGUCAAGUGUCGUCAAUUAUCUUUUAAUGCAUUUCAUCUCCUGC
Messenger RNA from Rosa rugosa (rugosa rose), 1463 nucleotides. Its product is annotated as probable pectate lyase 8. NCBI's taxonomy places the organism in Eukaryota, Viridiplantae, Streptophyta, Magnoliopsida, Rosales, Rosaceae. Bases 12 to 1301 code for a protein of 429 amino acids. The transcript has a single exon. Gene Ontology annotation, molecular function: pectate lyase activity. The record is from RefSeq and is a predicted model, not a curated record.